Messenger RNA from Darwinula stevensoni, 945 nucleotides. The record is from the annotation of a GenBank genome assembly. NCBI's taxonomy places the organism in Eukaryota, Metazoa, Arthropoda, Ostracoda, Podocopida, Darwinulidae.
AUGGCGGCGUACGGCGUUAUCAGCAGUCUGGGACUCGACACGUCCCAACAGUCCCCAGGUGCCGAUUCUGUAGCAGAUGUCAUGGAAUGCGAUUUGGACACUCGCACAAACCUUCACGACCAGUUGAAGAAUAUCCAGAAUAUGAUUCGAGUGACGAAGGAGAACGUUGACUUCUUGAUUGCCAAGUUUGCUGGCCUUGAAGAUCCACCUUCGUUGUAUCUCCAUGAAUACCGUGAACUGACUGGGAAGCUCCACGAUUUUGAAUCGAAGGAGCAAGAACUGAUGGAAAAGCUGAGUCUCUGUUCUUUGAGUGAUGGAGAGAGAGACUCUCAGCCUUCUCUUAACCUUACAAAUCAAGCUUUGAAUGAGGUCAUGCAAGAAGAUGGCUCUCCUCGACUUCCAAGAUCGCCAUUGAAGUCGUUCAUCAGGGCCCACCUCCCAGAUAAGCAGCGAACCUCGGUGCAGGUCAAGCCAGGCCAAACCCUUCGUGAUGCCCUUCAAAAAGCCAUGGAACGUAGGCAGCUCACACCUGAGCAAUGUGAUGUCUGGAGGUGUUCCAAACCUAAGCGUUGUGCUGCCCAUGUGCCUCCCCUCUGUACUGAGGUUCGAAUCUCUCCCCCGAAUGCAGAUCUGACCCGACAUCAAACGGAAUACUUCAAGCGUUUACUUGCUGGGGCGGGUCCUGACAGUGCAGCUGGUGUUUUGCAUACAUCCUACAGACCAGGAGGAUUAGUUGGCCCCUGGGGAACUGGCUAUCAUGGACCAAUUUUUGUUGCUUCCCCACAGCCCAUGCCACGAACCCAGCCACCACCGAUGGGUGUCAGAGAGAGGUCUACCUCUGCUCCAAAUGUCAGUUACAAUUCUGUGAAUCCCAAUGAGGCCUCCUUCGAAGAACUGUCUCGUGCAAUGGCCCGAUCUCAUCCACACAGUCCUGGUGAAUCCUGA